Molecule: messenger RNA, 7556 nt
Organism: Cydia strobilella
Lineage: Eukaryota; Metazoa; Arthropoda; Insecta; Lepidoptera; Tortricidae
Exons: 3
Coding region: 300-6896 (2198 amino acids)
Biological process (GO): regulation of transcription by RNA polymerase II
Cellular component (GO): nucleus
Molecular function (GO): DNA-binding transcription factor activity, RNA polymerase II-specific; RNA polymerase II transcription regulatory region sequence-specific DNA binding
Source: RefSeq, a predicted model, not a curated record
UAUUCGAGCGUCGAGCGGAUAAGUCCCUCAAUAAAUAUAAUUAGCAGAAAUAAUAACAUUUUACUACUAUUAUUGCUGAUUAGUAAAUUAAUCUGUAUAAAUAAGACUUUUUUGAAUAUUUUUACGUGAAAAGACAAACGCUUCAAGGAAAGUAAACUAUAGGCGGGCAUUCGGCACUCUAGAUGUUUCUACUUUCAUUAGUAAGUAAAUUACACUAGUAAAUAGAUCUUCAUCAAGUUCAUCUGGUUCAUCACAUCACAGACAGACUGGCUGAUGAGUACAAUAUGCGUCAUGAAUAAAUGCGAGAAAGAAGCGUUUUUAAAAUGGCAGAUGAUUUUGAUAAAGAAGCUCCGGAUGUAGUGGAGGAUCAAAUCAUAACGGAAAACCCGCUUGAGUUUUCUGUAAUAGUUAUAAAAAAAGAAGUCCUCAAUUUUUAUGAUAGUGAAUUUGAAUCUACAACAAGUUCAGUUCAAGAUAGAAAACCAUAUUUACAAGAGGAAAUUAUACCAAAUACCUAUGAAGCUCUAAGCUCAGAAAUUCCUGACAACGAAAUAUAUCAAGGUAAACUUCUCAACUCCAACAAAAUUAUACUUGGGUCUAAGCCGAACAUAGUUUCCGAUGAUGAAGACCAUUGUGAAUAUUCUGAUGAACUUUAUCCGGAAAAUGAUGUGCCCUUCGCAAAGGAUUCAGAACUCCAUCCAGAUUCAAUAGACGAAAACUAUUUUGAAGAGUCGGUAACAUCUUACGAACCAAAGGUUGAGUUGCUUGAUAUACAGUCUUAUUUACACAAAUCGAGAAGAUAUUGUGCCACUUGCGGAAUUUUAUUUCCAGAACUUAAUGCUUUUGAGAAGCAUGUACGAAUAUAUCACAAAGCGAGUGACUUAAACAAACGCCGUAUAUAUAAAUGCACAAUUUGCGACAAAAAAUUCGUUGCGCCUCAUGUCUUAAGAAAUCAUAUUAGUAAUAUUCAUAAAUUGAAUAAUGGGAAAAUAUUACAAAGAUCAAGAUACAGACGUGUCUUAGAUAAAACGAUGCGGCAAAAUAGAUGCACAAUUUGUGCCAAAAAUUUCGUUGCACCUCAUGUAUUAAGAACGCAUCUUAUAAAUAUUCAUAAAAUUAAUUAUGCGGGUGUUCCACAUGAAAAAAACCAAAAUUCCAAAAACAAUACUACGAAGGAGUUAGAUAGUCAAAUUGUGAACCAUGAUAAAACUUCGGGAUGGAGUAAUACAUGUUUUCAUUGUAAAAAAACAUUUGAUUCACAGAAGAGUUUAAUUGAACACUUGUACGACAUUCUACAGAUGAAAAGGAAAAAUACAGAAAUUGUUCCAGUAUUGAAGUCAAUUAUGUUUAAAUGCAAUAAAUGUGACAUCAAUUUUACUACAUCACAAUUUGCAGCAAACCAUGCUGAGCAUAUGGAAAUGUUAAUUAAUUGGAAGUGUACUAUCUGUAAUCGUAUAUUCAAAAAAGAAGAUGCUUUAAGUCACGAAAGACAGCAUUCGGUUUCCAACAACUUCUUAGUAUACAAUUUGGAAGAUCUAGAUGUCACUAGGAUUUUAUACAAGUGUUCUAAAUGCGCAGUACACUUUACUGAAAGCAACUUUCUUUAUCAUUUCCGAGACUGUGGUCUAGAAGUUUCUAAAUCCGUACACUGCAAAAUUUGUAACAUGGCACUGGAUUACAACAUAAUAGCCUCUCAUGAACCUGAAAAUCAUACGGAACCUAACUAUUAUACAAUUAUCGAAAGUGAUGUAAUUUCGGAUAACCCGGUUAAGUUGACGGCAAACAAAUAUCAAGCAAAAGAUAUGUUACAAGAAUUAAGUGAGUCGUUUCGUGAGGUAAAAGUUGUUUUACAAAGAAUCGAUUCGAAUAAAGUCAACAAAUCUUAUUCUGUAAAAUGGUCCUCCGAUGAGUCUCUUAGCGAUUUGGAAUCCAGUUCUUAUGAACAAACUAGUGAUUCGCCACAAAAACUGCAGAAAGAUAACAAUGCCUCCGGAUUUUGUUCAACUACAGAAACUACAGUACGAAACCAAAAAAAGAUUGAUUUGCGCCGAAAGCAUAAUCUAACAUAUUACUACUGCGAGACUUGUAAAUGCUUCGUAAGCAGAUUAAAGAAAAAAGUCCACUUAGAAGCACGCUGUAAAAAAAAAUCCAAAGGGACUUGUAAACGAUGUGGUCUUACGUUCACUACUGCGUCUUUGAUGACACACAUAAGUCUACACAAGGAAAGGAAAGACUUGACAUUGAAGAGUUUUAAGUUCUUUAGCCUGUACAGCGGGCAACCCAUUAAUCCUGCCGUGCCUGAAUUUGUAAAUACAAAACAACCUGUAAAAACGCAACUGGGAAGGCGUAAUCUGACAUAUUACUAUUGUGAGACUUGUAAAUGCUUUUUAACUAAGUUUAAUAAAGCCUUAUUCCAUAAACGUAAGUUUUGUACAAAAAUAGCCAAGGCGACUUGCAAGCAUUGUGGCCUUACGUUUACAAGUGCAUCUAUAAUGACACACAGACGUCUACACGAGGAAAGGAAAGACUUGACAGUAAAGAAUUUUAAAUUUUUUAACCUAUACAAUGGCCAACCCAUGGAUCCUCCUGUACUGGCACCUGAAAUUAUAAGUUUACAACAACCUGUGAAUAAUGUUGCUGAAAUCGGACAUGUAAAACGACCUGCGAAUAAUGGAGACAGGAGUACGAAGAAAGAUGUAAAAUAUUACUUCUGUGAAACUUGUAAAUGCUCCGUAACCAACUUUAAGAAAAAUAUCCACUUAGAAGCACGCUGUAAAAAAAUUCCCAAAGAAACUUGCAAACUCUGUGGUCUUACGUUCACUACUGCGUCUUUGAUGACACAUAAACGACUACAUGAAGAAAAAAAGGACUUAUCUUUAAAUAAUUUUAAAUUCUUUAACCUCUACAAUGGCCUAGCCAUGAAUCUUCCUGUACCUGGAAAUGCGAUUAUAAAGGGAAGUGUGAAUAAUGCAGCUGAAGUAAAAAAACAUAAACGAUCUGCGAAAAAUAUCAAAAACUGGCAAACAAGGCGUAAUCUUACAUAUUAUUAUUGUGAGACUUGUAAAUGCUCCGUAACCAAAUUUAGAAAAGAUGUCCACUUAGAGGCACGAUGUAGUAAAUUGGCUAAAAAGACUUGUACACUCUGUGGUCUAAUGUUUACUAAACAAUCUAUGAUUACACAUACGCGUCUUCACAAGGAAAAAAGGGACUUUUCAUUUAAGAAUUUUAAUUUUUUUAACCUGUACAAUGGCCAACCAAUGGAUAUUCCUGCACUCGAGGUUGCAAAAACACCUAUACAUAUUGAAGCUGAAGUUGGAAAUGUAAAGCGACCUAUUAACGUUGAAGCUAAAGAUGAAUGCAUAUUACGACCUGUGAACAACAAUGAUGAAUUUGAUAAUGUAAACCUACCUGUAAACAUUGAAGGAGAAUAUAUGUGUUCUAAACCACCUAUAAACAAUGAAGCUGGUGUUGAAAAUAUAAAACGUUUUUUAAACAAUGAAGCUAAAAGUGGAAAUGUACAACCACCUAUACAUAUUGUACCUGAUGUAGAGAGUAUAAUAUCGCCUGUAAACAACGAUGCUACGGUUUUAAAUACAAAAUGCCUCUCAAACAUUCAAGCUGCAGUUGAAAAUAUAAUAGGAUUAGUAUACAAUAAAGCUGAAGUUGAAAGUGUAAAACAAACUAUAAACAUUGAAUCUGAGGUUUUAAACACAAAAUACCCCUCAAACAUUCAAACUGAAAUUGAAAAUAUAAAACGACUUGUGAAUAAUGAGGCUGAAGUUAAAAAUUUAAAGCUAUCUGUAAACAUAGGAACUGCAGUUGAUAAUGUAAUAAGACCCAUAAACAAUAAUACCGAUGUUAUAAAUUUUGAAAACUCUAUAAACAGUGAAGCCGAAGAUACAAACAUUAACCUCCCUGUAAACAGUAAACCCCUUUCGAACAAUAAAGCUCUAGAUGAAAGUAUAAAUCGGCAUGUUGACAAUGAAGAUGAAAAUAUUGCACGACCUGUUGGCGCAAAAUUUGCAGAAAUAAAAAUACCUGUAACAUACGACGACGAUAACGAUAUGAGUACAAAGUUUAGUCAGAAAUACUACUAUUGUGAAAGUUGCAAAUGCUUCGUAACCGACUUUAGAAAAAAUACCCACUUACGGGCUCGUUGCAAGAAAUUAGCGAAAAAGACUUGCAUACACUGUGGUCUAACGUUUACCAACGGUUCUAUGCUGACACAUAGACGUCUUCACGAGGAAAAUGAAGACUUAACAUUAAACAAUUUUAAAUUCUUCAACUUAUACAAUGGUCAACCAAUGAAUCCUCCUAUAAAAGAAAUUGUGGGCAUUGAACAAACUGAAGACCACGAAGUUGUGAAUAUAACACAUCCUUCACACAAUAAAACUGAAGCUCUACACUUAAAACUACCUGGAGACGCUAAAGAUUGGCGUACAAAAAUUAAUAUGACAUUAUACUAUUGUGAAACAUGUGAAUGCUUCGUAACUAAAUAUAGAAAAGAUUUCCAUUCACAGGCACGUUGCAAGAACUUCGCCAAAGUGCCUUGCGAACAUUGUGGUCUAACGAUUACUAGCAAUUCUAUAAUGACACAUACACGCCUACAUGAAGAAAUGAAAGAAUACACACUAAAUAAUUUUAAAUUUUUUAACCUUUACAAUGGUCAACCUAUGAAUUCUCAUACACUGGAAAUUCUAAAUAAGAAACGAAAUGUAAAUGUUAAAGCGGAAGGGGCCAGUAUAAAACCUGCAGGUAAAGAAGCUGAAAUCAUAAAUAUAAAACGACCUUUAAACAUUAAAACCAAACGUCCAAGACGUAAUCUGCGCUAUCACUUUUGUGAAACUUGUAAAUGCUUCGUGACCAAGUUUACAAAAGAUGCACAUUUACAGACCCGAUGCAAGAGUUUUUCCAAAAUAACUUGCAAACUCUGUGGUCUAAGGUUCACCAAAGCAUCUAUGAUGACACAUAAACGUUUACAUAAGGAAAACAAAGACUUAUCGGUCAAAAAUUUUCAAUUAUUUUAUCUAAAUAAUGGUCAACCAAUGAAGGCUCCUGUAUCUGAGGCGGUAAAUAGAAAUCGACUUGUGGACGAACGCAAUCUGUCAAAUUACUAUUGUGAAAGUUGUAAAUGCUUCGAAACCGAGAUGACGAAAGGUGGUCACAUACAAGAAAAUUGCAUAAAUAUGGCAAAAUUCCCUUGCAAAUACUGUGGUCUAAUAUUUAGUAGCGCUUCUUUUGUACUACAUAAAAGUCUACAUGAGGAAAGAAAAAACUUGACAUUAAAGAAUUUUACAUUUUUUGACCUGCAAAAUGGAAAACCAAUGAAUCCACCUUUACCUGAAUAUCCAAAAUGUAUCUCUUGUGCUGUACAUUUUCUAACUAUAACAGCUAAGAAUAGCCACAUAUGCAGCGAAGUAUCGUCUUUAACUUGCCAUAUUUGCGAAAUCAAAUUAUCCGAAGCCGCUUUUAAAUUGCAUAUGACGUUUCACCAAUUUAUAACUGAUAACACUAAGAUGAUAGAAUCAAAUAAUGUGCAAUCUGCUAGCAGUGCUAUUACUAUCAAUUUAGACCAAAUAGAUAUUGACCAUCACGAAACUGUUGAAAACGUAACUGAUACAUCCAAUCACGAAAGGCUCGAAACAGAAUUCCAUAACCGCGUCGGGGUCGCCGAAGCGUCAUUACCAAAUUCUCCAGAUAGUAUAGUAUAUACUUGUCGAAAUUGUUCUGUUUCUGUUGAUACAUAUGAUAAAGCAGUAGAGCACAGUCAAAGACAUUAUGAGCCUCAAGAACAUGUGACACGAACAAUAGUUUGUGAGUUUUGUAACUUAUCCAUUGAUGAAGCAUGUUACACAGAACAUCAAAAUGUACAUGAAAAUGGAAGCCAGUUUAAAUUGUUAGAUUUUGACAGUUAUUAUUUGCCUGCAGAUAAUAACUUGUGGAUAAAACAUAUCUUUGAAACCUUGCCAAAUGAAAAAAUCGUAGAUAUUUUGAGAAAUUCUAUCUACAGGUUCGAGUGUAGGAUUAAGAUGGAUGUCAUACAACAAGGAGAUCCUAAUUUAACUGUUUAUAAAUGUGAUCAAUGUGGCUGUUUCAUUGAACCAAGUUCUUUGUUUAAGCAUUCAGAUAAUGCUUGUUUUAAGCUGAGAAAUCAUCCCUGUACUGUAUGUGGUAUACCUUUUAACUCGUCUGCAUCGCGAAUUGACCACGAAAAAAUUCACAAUGGCCCUAACCUUACAAUGGAGUCGUACAGGAUAGUUGUUUUCAAUCGGGAACGGGACUUGCAGAUAAAUCGUUCUUUUUGCUUGCGUAAAAAAUACGUUUUAUAUAAAUGCAGAAACUGUGAUGUCAUCAUAGAUAAACUGCGAGAAGAUGUUCAUAAAUGUGACUUCACUAAUGUGAAGAAGUGUCCAGAUUGCGCAUUGCUGCUGAAUAUGAUGGACUAUGAAAGUCAUAUGAAUACGCAUAAAGAAUUUAUCAGUUUUAAUUAUAGCAACAUGAAAGUGAUUCUCCUCGGCGAAGCGAAUUCUUUGGAAGUGACGAGUGAAAUUAUCUCGAAAUUUAAAUUCAAAGGAGCAAUAUAUGAUUAUAAAAUGUUUGUAUGUAAUAAAUGUGAGAUUUGUAUUAGGAAUGAGGAGUUUAUGCUUAAACACAUCUGUCGUUUUGGAAAGCAACGGUCAAAGUGUUUAAAAUGUGGCUUAUAUUUUUCUGUUGGAAGAUUGAAGACGCAUACAAGGUGUCAUGAACAAGAUCCCGAUUUUCUUCGGUCAAAUAUGUACAUAAUCUCAUUCGAUCCGUGCACUUUUGAUAAGAAUAAAAACGACACUAAAUUGUAUAGCAAAGAUAAAGACUCUGAUCUCUCAGAUAGCAAUAUCGAUUCGGAUUCAGAAAUCUGACGUGCUAAUUAUACAAGUACGGGCGAUGAUGCAAAUACAGUGGGAUUGACGACAGAACAUAUCGAAGAAGAAACUGCAAAGCUUUACAAGUGUACUUGUGAGUUGCAUUUUUUAAAUAAAGAUAGUAUAUCUAGGCAUUUUGGUGCGUGCAGAUCAAAUCCCAAAAUACCUAAAUUAAAAUGCCAGGAAUGUGACUUACUAUUUACUCCAAAUGUCUUGUUUACUCAUCUCUUAGCUCAUCACAAUAAUAAUGGACGCCGUUAUAAGUAUGAUAUAAUAGAAAUUGAUUACAAUCAAGGGAAUAUGAUUCAGUAAACCAUUAUUUCAAUCUACUUUGAGAAUGGGCAGAAUUUAAGUCUGAUCACCUUCGAUUCUAAUACAGACGUUAAAAGGGCAAAUCCAUAUCUGUAAGUAAUGUUUAUAAAGUGUCAUAAAUAUACAUAGAAUUAAGGAUCUCUUGCUAACGUUUAUAACAUAUAAGGUCUGAAUAAAUAUGUGUAUUUUGUGCUUUCCUAUCUUAAUUAGGUACUUUAGGUAUAACUAAUGUUUUAAAUGUAUUCUUUUGCUAAGUUAUCUUUGAUAAACGUUCAUUAUUUGUUUAAUGUUUAUGUUCUAAUAAUAUGAAAUGUUGAUUAGUGCCCAUACUAUCGAUGGUAAUAA